This is a messenger RNA of Xiphophorus hellerii (green swordtail), 2774 nucleotides long. RefSeq names its product zinc finger protein 182-like. The record is from RefSeq and is a predicted model, not a curated record. Bases 412 to 1845 code for a protein of 477 amino acids. Gene Ontology annotation, biological process: regulation of transcription by RNA polymerase II. The transcript has 2 exons. NCBI's taxonomy places the organism in Eukaryota, Metazoa, Chordata, Actinopteri, Cyprinodontiformes, Poeciliidae. Gene Ontology annotation, molecular function: DNA-binding transcription factor activity, RNA polymerase II-specific; RNA polymerase II cis-regulatory region sequence-specific DNA binding.
GUAAACAACAGAAGGCUAGUAACGUUAGCUACCAGGGUUCCUCCUGUUCACCGUCGGUUAGAAAGCGGGUUCUGCUGUGUGAGCUGAACGUUUCAGCGUCUGCAGUAACAAUAUCUUCAGUUCUUCAUCAGAGCGACUUGCUGCUGCUGAAAUAUUCAACAGCGACUUUUAGGAGGAAGAGAUCGAUCAUCAGCUCAGACUGCUGGAUACCAGCUGGAAAACCCAAAUCAUCUCGGAACCUCCGGGUCUGUAAACUGUACGGUUCUGAAUGAACUGAUACUGGAAUACAGAGAAUACGUUCAGGGAACUAGUUGAUACCGCGGAUGAUCAUUUGGUUGGGGUGGCUGAUCUAGGGCAGCCCGCCCUGUUUAGGUCGACGGAACCUUGAUAUACAAGGACUUCUACAGCAUCAUGUCUGUUACUACGUGGAAGGUUGUUGCGGAUCACUUUCUCAUAAAUGAAGAAAGGAACUCAACUCUUGAUCAAAAGAUAUUAGACACUGUAGAUUUAAACGAGGAACACGAGGAAUCAGAACUACAACAGAUCAAUGAAAUGAAAGAGGAACCAGAACCUCAAUCUAUUAAUGAAAAACAGGAUAAAAAGCCACUUUUAGUGAAGCAGGAGACCAACGCCUCUACAGUGAGUACUGAUGAUGAGCAAAUAUUCCACAAUGUACCGGAGGUGAAGGUGGUCCAGAUUAAGGAGGAACAGAAGCAAAUCUUCAAGGAUCUGGAUGGACAUUUUGUAAUAAAGCAGGAGAGUGACACCUUAAAGUUGUCUCCUCCAUCUGAGAAAAUCUUCCACCAAGAACCAGAACUUGGAAAUACCGAACUGGAGGAGCCAAAGCAGAUCAUUGAGGUGAAAGAGGAAGCUUGGCAAGUAAAAGAUGAACAAGUUGAACUCUGCGUCUUUCAGGAUGUAGGGGAAGUUUUGGUGAAAAAGGAUGCUAGUCGCUGUACUCAGACUCCUCCUGUAGAUCAAAAAGACUCCAGUGAAACAGUUAAGAAUCAUCUACCAUUUUCUACACCCCCUGAAGCUGAACACCAACAACAGCAAGUAAUCAAUCAUCAAGGCUCCAGAUCAAAUGAUAAGAGAAAGCUGAAGGAGAAAAGACACAAAAAAUACAGAAAACAAGGUGACAAUGUGGACAACACUAAGCUAAAGAGACAUAAAAAGAAAUUACCUUUAUGUGACGUAUGUGGAAAAUGUUUCACUACUCGACAAAUCCUAACUGUGCAUAUGAGGACUCAUACAGGAGAGAAGCCUUUUGCUUGCAAACUAUGUGAUAAAUCUUUCAUUAACAGCAGUAAUUUGAUUUGUCACAUGCGAACGCACACAGGUGAGAAGCCUUUCUCCUGUGGGACCUGUGGGAAAGGUUUCCCCAGGCAACCUGCCCUGACUGCACACAUGAGAACUCACACAGGUGAGAAGCCAUAUCCCUGUGAGUUGUGUGAAAAAGCCUAUCGAGAUCGUAGUAAUUUGGUACGACACAUGAGAACGCAUACAGGUGAGAAACCUUAUUCCUGUAAAGUUUGUGGUAAAUCCUACAGUGGCAGUAGUCAGUUGGCUUAUCACAUAACGACUCACACGGGUGAGAAACCUUUCUCAUGUCUGAAUUGUGGAAAAGCUUUCAACAAGCAAAGCACCUUGACAGUCCACAUGAGAACUCACACAGGUGAGAAACCGUACUCUUGUGACAUGUGUGAAAAAUCUUUUCGAGAGAAUAACGAUUUGACUUGUCACAUGAGGACUCACACGGGUGAAAAGCCGUAUUCUUGCGAAUUGUGUGAGAAAUCUUUCAGAUGGAGAAAUGUUCUCAAUCGACACAUGAGAACUCACAGAUAAGACGCAAUCUUGUCAUGAAUUAUGUGAUGAAUUCUUUGCUGUCAAAUGCACAUUGACUUAACACAGUAUAUAUCAUCAGAUAUUUUACUAAACUGGUAAAAAUACUAUUUGUUACUUAAAAUCAGAAUCAUUUCAGAAUCAGAAUGCUUUUAUUUUUAUAACUUAUUUUGCAAAUAGUCCAACCUCUAUAUUUUGAGUUGCAGAACCAUCUAUUGGUCAAGAAAAGAAUAAUUUUGAAUGAUCAAGCCUCUUGUAAACGCACUUGAGUAGAUUUCAAACUAAAACAUGGCCUUCAAUCCAGAAAACUAUGUGACAGAACGAAUCCAAGCAUUUUCCACUGUAAGCCCCUAAUAAACAUUUUCUCCACAUUUGUGCUCUUCCAGUAAUAUCUUAUAAUAAUUAUAUCAAUAAUGCCAUUGUUGGUAUUUGUUGCUCAUUUUAUCAUAGCCAAUUACAUAGUUUUACAUAUUUGGAUGAAUUUAAAAGUGAUCAUGGAUCUCUGUUUUGUGCAAUAAUUAUUUUCACAUCAGUAACAAUUUCCCAGUAAAACCAGCAGGUGUCGCCAGCGCUCAGCUGUCAGAUGAUUCUACGGUCAGUUCUCUUGUAUUUGCGUGCAGCUGUUGCACAUGAUCCUCAAACUGCUCCUAUUGAUUUAUUUUGUUCAUAGAACCUUUAUUUCUUGCUUUUUCCUCAUCAAGCUUGGAAUAAAUCUGUUUCUGCUUAAUCUAUGAUGUGGUUUCUGUUUACAGAGUCACUGGUUCACUGAUUUCUGUGUUUUUAUUUGACCUUUAUAAUCUGUCCUGUUGUUAUCGGGCAGGACCGAUUAUGAAGAUCUUGUGUUGUUUCCAGAUAUCUUUUAAUAUCUUAUUUCUUACAGAUUGAGUUUUCUAAGUUGUUUUGUUACUUGCAAGUUAUUUAAACAUUUUAAU